This is a messenger RNA of Vitis vinifera (wine grape), 2746 nucleotides long. RefSeq names its product protein FAR1-RELATED SEQUENCE 9. The transcript is spliced from 3 exons. Bases 909 to 2558 code for a protein of 549 amino acids. The record is from RefSeq and is a predicted model, not a curated record. Gene Ontology annotation, biological process: regulation of DNA-templated transcription. Lineage: Eukaryota; Viridiplantae; Streptophyta; Magnoliopsida; Vitales; Vitaceae. Gene Ontology annotation, molecular function: zinc ion binding.
CCACUUGAUCGUCUGAUCAGUGAGAGAUCACAUUCAACGAAGGUUCUAUAGAAGGAAUAAGAGGAGACCUUGGACUUUAUUAAAUUUCCUUUUACUCCUAUCAAUAGAUGUCAAGUCUAGGAAGGAAAGAGCAUGCAAGUAAAGAUUUGUAAAUUAUGCAACAUUUUGUUCAAUCUCUUUGAUUUUAUCCUCAAACCCUUUAUUCAGUAUUAUAAAAUAUUAUUAUUUUAUCUUUUAUUAUUAUUUUCAGUAUAAAAUAUUGUUUAUUUUGCCUAUUUGGUGUAUGGGCUUCUUUUCAAAUUAUUUUUUAUGUAACUGUUUUUCACCAUAAAUUAUAACAAUUAGUAAUAAUUGAAUUGUUUUCUAGAAAUAAAAUAAAAUAAAAUAAUUAUGAUCAAAAUUAAAAUUUACUUUUAUUCAAAUUUUGGUUUCUUCUAUGUAUAGAUGAUAUUAUGAUUCAUUUUUAUUUUAUUUUUCAAAAAAAAUUUGGGUGUCGAAAAAUGGUCAUAAUAAAUAAUAAUUUAAACAUGUUGAAAAUCCUUUCUCUUCAAAAGGGAAGUUUAUUUUAUUUUUUAUUUUUUUAGGUCUAAUCUAAAAAAGAAGAAAUUUUUUUUUUUUGGGCUGUUGUGAAUAAAAUAAUUUAACAAAAAUUAUUUCAUGUAGGGUUAGAUUUUGGUGAAACAAACCAAGAAUGGUAUUGAAUUUUAGAGAAGAGUGGAGGAAGGAAAAUGUAGAAUUUUGAAAACCCAAAACAGGGUAUUAUACAGUGAAGCUUGGUUCUGGGUGUGUGAUUGGAAGUGGAGAAGUAUAGGAAGAAGAAGAGGAGAGGCAAGGAAUUGCCCUUUACUACUCCGGUCUACGAGCUCUUUCAUUUCAUAUUCAGUCUUCGAGUUGAUUGUGAGAUUCACAUGAGUGCCAGCAGGCAGAGGACCCUCAGUGGAGGGGGUCAGAUUGUGUUGGACUAUUUGAAGCGAAUGCAGGCGGAAAAUCCUUCUUUCUAUUAUGCAGUUCAAGGUGAUAAUGAUCAUUCUGCUGGAAAUAUAUUUUGGGCUGAUGCAACUUCCAGGAUGAACUAUAACUAUUUUGGAGAUGCAGUUACCUUUGACACAACAUGCAGAACAAACCGAUACAGGGUACCAUUGACUGCAUUCACAGGGCUGAAUCAUCAUGGCCAGCCAGUUUUGUUUGGCUGUGCAUUACUUUUCAAUGAAUCUGAAUCCUCAUUUGUUUGGUUGUUCCAAUCUUGGCUUAAUGCAAUGUCUGGACGUGCCCCCGUCUCAAUCACCACCGACCCAGACCGGUUCAUACAGGUGGCUGUUUCUCAAGUGCUUCCUGAGACCCGUCAUCGCUUCUCUAAGUGGGGGAUCUUUAGAGAAACACAAGAGAAAUUGGCUCACAUUUAUCAAUCGCAUCCUACAUUUGAACCAGAGUUUCAGAAAUGCAUUAAUGAGACUGAGACAAUCGAUGAGUUUGAGUCAUGUUGGGAAUCGCUCCUGGAAAGAUACUACCUUAUGGAUAAUGAAUGGCUUCAGUCAAUGUACAAUGCUCGCCAGCAGUGGGUACCAGUCUACAUGCGAGAUACCUUUUUUGGGGAGAUGCAUGCAAACAAAGGAAAUGAGGGUAUGAGCUCAUUCUUUGAUGGGUAUGUGAAUGCGGCAACCACCAUUCAGAUGUUGAUCAAACAAUAUGAGAAAGCUGUAGCAAGUUGGCAUGAAAAGGAAUUAAAGGCUGAUUAUGAUACGAGCAACACUACUCCAGUUCUGAAGACACCAUCUCCUAUGGAAAAACAAGCUGCAAACCUUUACACAAGGAAAAUAUUCAUAAAAUUCCAAGCAGAAUUGGUUGAGACCCUUGCUAAUCCUGCAACUAAAAUUGAUGAUUCUGGAACUGUCACCACAUAUCGAGUUUCCAAAUUUGGGGAUGAUCACAAGGCACACUCUGUUAGGUUCAAUGCUUUCGAGAUGAAGGCUAGUUGUAGCUGUCAAAUGUUUGAAUUUUCAGGUAUUAUUUGUAGGCACAUUUUGGCAGUUUUCAGAGCAAAAAAUGUUCUUACGCUUCCUUCUCAAUAUAUUUUGAAACGAUGGACAAGAAAUGCCAAGAGUGGAGCUGUGUUGGAUGAACAAGCUUCUGAAUUGCCAAGCAAUUCUAGGGAGUCUUUAACUGUUCGUUAUAACAGUCUACGUCAGGAAGCAAUCAAAUAUGUAGAAGAAGGGGCAAAAUCCAUACAUGUUUAUAAUGUGGCAAUGGAUGCUUUACAAGAGGCUGUUAGAAAGGUUGCUGCUGCAAAAAAUAAAGGUCCUGGAGCUGCACAAGGUGGCACACUGGCAAAUGGAGGCAAUCAAGAGAUGUGUGCCAGAGAAGAAAAUAGAACAGCGCCGUAUCAAUCUGUGGAUGAGAAGGAAAAGAAAAUUCGUGACUUGGCUUCUGAGUUGGAGAGUACUAAUCAACGAUGUGAAGUAUAUCGAGCUAACCUACUUGCAGUUUUGAAAGAUAUGGAGGACCAGAAGUUAAAGCUCUCAGUAAAAGUUCAGAAUGCAAGGCUUAGUUUGAAGGAGUGAUUGUGAAUUGCUGUAGUAACAUUUUCAUUUUGCAAUCAUGAUAGUAAAAAGUGAGUUUAGAGUGCAGAUUGAACCAUGGCUGUUGCUGGGGCUGUUUUGAUGCUUUUGGUAGGUUUAUGGGGGUGGAUUUGUGAAAAGAAUGUAUGAAAUGUAUGUUUGAUUAUGUAGGUACUAAGAUAUUGACCAAA